AUGUCUGAGAAAACUCGUCGGGAAAUAACAGUUGAGGAAGUCUCUAAGCAUCAGCAAGAGGGAGACUUGUGGGUUAUAAUUGAUGCCAAAGUCUACGAUCUUUCGAAAUUUGCUUUACUUCAUCCUGGUGGGCGCUCCGUGUUGUUCGCAGAUGAUGUCCGCGGGAAAGAUGCUACAGAUAUUUUCUACUCGCUUCACCGAUCGGAAGUGCUCCUGCGUCCACAAUACGCUCGACUGCAGAUUGGAGUGGUGCCUGGACAAAGGGAGAGGUUCAGGCCUCUCCCGCCUGGAAGCUUGAGUCCCGUUCCUUAUGGAGAACCGCAAUGGCUAUCGAAGCCGUUUCGCACUCCUUACUUCAGCGAGGGUCAUUACAAAUUUCAAAAGGCGUUUCGAAAGCUCAUGGAUGAGGUCAUCAUUCCUGAAGCUAUCAGGUGCGAGGCUAAUGGAAAGAAGUUUGACCAAAAGAUUUCCGAUCUUGUGGGUGAUCUGAAUGUUCUCGCAAUGCGCAUUGGUCCUGGGAAGCAUCUCAAAGGACGCAAACUACUGGGUGGAAUAUUGGAGCCGGAAGAAUUCGACUAUUUCCACGAACUGAUUAUCAACCAGGAAAUUGGGAGGUCAGGGCAGCGUGGUUUCAUAGAUGGCUUUUUCGCCGGCAUGGUCAUCGCGGUACCCACUCUUCUCAACUAUGGUGGACCGGCUGUGCACCACGUCAUCGACGAGGUAUUAUCGGGGAGAAAAUACAUAUCCCUGGCGAUCUCAGAGGCGUUCGCUGGCAGCGAUGUUGCCGGUCUCAGAUGCACUGCGAAGUUGACACAAAACAAGAAGCAUUGGAUAGUCAACGGGACGAAGAAGUGGAUAACCAAUGGCCAUUUCUCUGAUUACUUCUCUACUGCGUGCAGAACGGACAAGGGGUUGACGAUGAUGUUGAUCCCGAGGGGCGAGGGGGUUGAAACGAAUUUGAUCAAGACAUCUUACUCCACUACGGCCAAUACAGCAUUUGUCACUUUCGACAAUGUCAAAGUCCCAGUAGAGUACACUUUGGGUGAAGUCAAUAAUGGGCUAAAAGUAGUUCUGAGUAAUUUCAAUCACGAAAGAUGGAUGAUGGCCUGCAUUGCGGUUCAAACACAAAGAAAUGUUGUGGAUGAGACGCUUCGGUGGACCAACCAGAGGAUUGUUUUCGGAAAACCGCUAAUAGAACAGGCGGUCGUUCGUGCCAAGAUCGCUCAGAUGAUAUCUCGAGUGGAGAGUUGCCAGACAUGGCUGGAGAACAUUACCUAUCAAAUGAACAACAUGAACUACUCGGAAAUGUCUAAAUUCCUGGCAGGACCUAUUGGUCUUCUGAAGGCAUUCAUCACAAGGGCCAGCCAAGACACUGCUCGUGAUGCUACUCAGGCAAGUCUUCCAUCUUCGUUGCAUUGCCGAGCUAAAUUUCUGUCCGUCACAGCUAUCACUCAAACCGGAAUGGGAAGCUUAGUAGAGCUUUAUCACCGAACUGUCCCAUUUGACGCCAUUCUUGGAGGAGCCGAGGACGUCCUAGCAGACUUAGGUGUCAGACAGGCACAGAAGUUUAUUCCUAAGCACAUCCGACUCUAG
Molecule: messenger RNA, 1593 nt
Organism: Cantharellus anzutake
Lineage: Eukaryota; Fungi; Basidiomycota; Agaricomycetes; Cantharellales; Hydnaceae
Product: peroxisomal acyl-CoA-dehydrogenase
Exons: 18
Coding region: 1-1593 (530 amino acids)
Molecular function (GO): acyl-CoA dehydrogenase activity; flavin adenine dinucleotide binding
Source: RefSeq, a predicted model, not a curated record